UGACACAACAAUGAAGAUUAAAACGGGUUCGCACAACUUCCACAUCGAUACCUAUUUCCACAAGGCAUAUCACAUCAAAGCGUAUAACCCCGUUGUCCAACCCCGUUUUCCAGAUUUCAAGGGCGGGGCACCCCUUAACACUUAGGCCUGUGUAGUUAUCGUGGUGAUACUUCAGCAAUAAUUUGUUGACGGUUAAAACAAAUGCCAUAAAAAAUGCUUUACCUUUAAAAGCAGUGGACACUAUUGAUCGGUGUGUUUUUGGUGUCCUUCGAGGACUGCGUGUUCAACUACCAAUACCACAAUAACCGAGGAUUUCAGCAGGCAUUUAGGGCGCCAGCAGGGGUUUCUUUUCGGUGGACGUAUCGAAGUGGAAGAUGUGCAAACUGUGGUGAGCAGGUGAGCGGUCACUUCACAAAUACUCAUUGUUGCGUCACGGUUGGUGUCUUCUAGUCGGUAUAGAAUUUACCACUUUUACAUUUUUUUAUUUUGGAACUCGGCCGGUGGAGGUUUAUAACAUUUGAGUUGAAGUUUUCAUCGGGUUUCAGCAUUUAACAAGACCUGUUUUUUUUAUACCGUCUGACUAAUUGAUUGGUUCAAGACUGCACCACAAGAGCCAGCCGGAUUUAAGAUGAAAUUGUUACUGUUAGUCCUCGUUGCUGUGUUGCUUCUUGUACCCGACACUGGGGCGUGGCUUAGACGAAGAAGAAGGAGGCGGCCAGCUGUCUCAUCGGCCUCCAUCGCCCGCUUCUCUAAGCUAGAGUCAAUGGCCGAAGGCGUUGUCAGCCCUGAUGGAAAACUGACUGUUGACCAGCCUAAAAAGACAACGAAUAACAAGAUCGAUACUAGUCCUGCUGGUUAUUUUGCAGUUCUGCAAAAUGUUGUGGAAGGCUAUCGUGAGUCAAAGAUGCAUGUCAACGACGGUGGUUUGGACGUCAAUGUGGAUCUUCUGCCUGAAGAGUAAAACAAAAAUCCAGCCCCCAAUUUCAUAAAGCUGUUAAAGGCA
Asterias rubens (European starfish) is the source of this 1003-nucleotide messenger RNA. RefSeq lists its product as uncharacterized. NCBI's taxonomy places the organism in Eukaryota, Metazoa, Echinodermata, Asteroidea, Forcipulatida, Asteriidae. The record is from RefSeq and is a predicted model, not a curated record. The transcript is spliced from 6 exons. Bases 629 to 961 code for a protein of 110 amino acids.